UUUGACGGCACCCGCGAACCGCGCACACCAACCGUACGUGCGGACAAAGUUCCGUCCGUCUUGCGUAUAAACAACAUACCACGGGCGGAGCGAAGAAAGCCACUGAAGAACCCCACAGAAUGUGCAAAGAUUUUUGCGUUUUCCUUCCCAGUCCGCGCGAUAUCGAUUGAUUUGCGGUAGGAGUGUCGUGUCGUGAGUGCGUGCGUGCCUGCAGGGUGGCACUAUACAUUACGCCCCACCUUACCCAGGCCGCCAGUGGAUGUACGGGGGGCACUGGCUGGUUACGGUGUGCAGCAGGGUUUCGAUUAGGAGCGUAUCCUUUGGGCCACAUCCGCGACGACCAGCACCAUGGAGUAUGAGUACAUGCUGAUGAGGAACGAGAAGGAAACGCAAAACCGCUGCUGCGGUGGCCGCGUCUGGUGUGUCCAGGAUAUUUGCGGUAUCAUUUGUGCCGUCCUAACGUGGAGUUUGAUAUUGUAUGCAGAGUUUGUCGUUACAAUGGUGAUCCUGCUGCCGCAUCCUUACAAGGCAUAUCGGUACAUUAAUUUUAUUAUCUUUAACACGGGCUCGUUCCUGGCGUUUGCAUCGCACCUUCGAACCAUGCUGUCCGAUCCGGGCGCCGUGCCGAAAGGUAACGCUACGAAGGAAAUGAUCCAGCAGCUCGGCUACCAGGAGGGACAGGUGUUUUUCAAGUGUCCCAAAUGCUGCAGUAUUAAGCCGGAACGGGCGCAUCACUGUUCCGUGUGCCAGCGGUGCAUACGCAAGAUGGAUCACCACUGCCCGUGGAUAAACAAUUGCGUCGGGGAGAACAAUCAAAAGUUUUUUGUACUUUUUACGUUUUACAUCGCAUUCAUUUCCAUCCAUUCGAUAUUUCUGGCUGUAAAUCAGUUCUGUCUGUGCAUUAAGAAUGAGUGGCGAGAAUGCUCGAACUAUUCGCCACCGGCCACGGUAAUACUGUUGCUCUUCCUCAUACUGGAAGCGCUACUGUUUGCCGUCUUCACGAUGAUCAUGCUCGGCACCCAGCUGAAUGCAAUAUGGACCGAUGAAACGGGCAUAGAGCAGCUGAAGAAGGAGGAAGCCCGAUGGGUGAAGAAGUCACGCUGGAAAAGUUUUCAGGCCGUGUUUGGCCAUUUCUCGCUGGCCUGGUUUUCACCGUUUACACAACCGCUAAGAGCAAAGCACGAAAAUUAUUUAUAUUCAGUCUAAUAAAACAACAAAAACCACACACUAAAAAGAAACAAUAUU
Molecule: messenger RNA, 1245 nt
Organism: Anopheles stephensi (Asian malaria mosquito)
Lineage: Eukaryota; Metazoa; Arthropoda; Insecta; Diptera; Culicidae
Product: palmitoyltransferase ZDHHC3
Exons: 6
Coding region: 349-1206 (285 amino acids)
Biological process (GO): protein targeting to membrane; peptidyl-L-cysteine S-palmitoylation
Cellular component (GO): endoplasmic reticulum; Golgi apparatus
Molecular function (GO): protein-cysteine S-palmitoyltransferase activity
Source: RefSeq, a predicted model, not a curated record